CAAUUUGAAGGCUGGCCAGGGGCUGGCCUCACUGCUGUGGGGUGGCAGUGUCAUGACAUAAGCAACACUGCGGAGAACACGUCGACCAGCCGAAUGCUAGCGUCUCUACUACAACGUCGCGUCUGACAGUGAGCAGCGGCCAUGCCGACUGCCUACCCGCUCCCUGAAAACAUCUCCCCGGCGACAGUCGCGAACACUGCGUCGCUACUUCGCAUUAUAGCAUUGGGUCUCAUCUCUGCCGCUGCCAUUGCGUCGCGUCUCUUCGCUGUCGUCAAUUUCGAGAGUAUCAUUCACGAGUUUGAUCCAUGGUUCAAUUACCGUGCUACCAGGGUUCUUGCAUCGAAGGGCUUCUACGAAUUCUGGAAUUGGUUCGACCCCACAGCAUGGUAUCCUCUGGGUCGUGUGGUCGGUGGUACCAUCUACCCAGGUCUCAUGGCAACUAGCGGUGUGAUUUACAACAUCCUUCACGCCCUCCACCUACCAGUCGACAUCCGUAACAUAUGUGUCCUUCUUGCACCAGGCUUCAGUGCCUUGACAGCAUGGGCUACAUAUAUGUUCACCAAGGAAUUGAAGGACGAUAGUGCUGGUCUUCUGGCCGCUGCUUUCAUUGGCAUCGUGCCUGGCUAUAUCUCGCGUUCCGUUGCAGGGUCAUACGACAAUGAAGCAAUCGCCAUCUUUCUCCUUAUGUUCACUUUCUUCAGCUGGAUCAAGGCCCUGAAGCAAGGCAGCGCGUUCUUUGGGACAAUUGCCGCUCUGUUCUACUUCUACAUGGUUGCUGCAUGGGGUGGCUAUGUAUUUAUAACGAACAUGAUACCUCUCCACGCGCUGGUCCUCUUGCUUAUGGGUCGUUUCACCAGCCGCCUCUAUGUUGCAUACUCGUCAUGGUAUGCCAUCGGAACGCUCGCAAGUAUGCAAGUCCCCUUCGUCGGUUUCCAGCCGGUACGGACUAGCGAACAUAUGGCGGCUCUAGGUGUCUUUGGCCUUCUGCAAAUCGUCGCAUUCGCGCAGCUGGUCCGCGCUCACGUUUCAUCUAAACAGUUCCAAAAUCUGCUCUUACUCGCAGUCGUGUCUACAGGAGUCCUCGGGUUCCUAGCUAUCGUCGGCCUCACCUACAAAGGUUGGAUUGCGCCUUGGACGGGCCGUUUCUACUCCUUGUGGGACACUGGCUAUGCCAAGAAGUAUAUCCCUAUCAUUGCCUCCGUCUCCGAGCACCAGCCUACAGCGUGGCCAUCGUUUUUCAUGGACCUCCAUUUCCUCAUAUGGGUGUUCCCCGCCGGUGUCGUGAUGUGUUUCCGUGCUCUCCGAGACGAGCACGUCUUUGUCAUUAUAUACGCAGUGAUGGCGAGUUACUUUGCGGGCGUCAUGGUCCGCCUCAUGUUAGCGCUCACACCUGUGGUCUGUGUAACCUCUGCCGUGGCUUUAUCGUCUCUGCUCGAUAUCUACCUGGACCCAACCGACCCCACAGUCAACGAAAAUGCUGAGCCAAUUAACGACACUCCCUCUUCAACGAACGUAUCUGUCACUCCGAAGAAGGCAAAAAAGCUCAAGGACAAGGAAGCCCCGGCUACCCCUGGUACUGCUCGUGCUACUUCAGCACCAGGGGGUUCGACCGGUAGUGUCAAGGCAACCAAGGGUAUCUUUGGCCUCGAUGGACGCAUUGCCGUACUCGUGAAUACCCUUGGUCUCCUUCUAUUCUUUGUGGUUCAUUGCACCUGGGUGACUUCGAACGCUUACUCUUCACCUUCCGUUGUCCUUGCCCAACAUAUCAUUGACGAUUUCAGAGAGGCGUACUACUGGUUGAGACAGAAUACUGCGGAAGAUGCUGUUGUGAUGAGCUGGUGGGACUAUGGAUACCAGAUUGCAGGCAUGGCGAAUCGCACAACGUUGGUCGACAAUAACACGUGGAAUAACACUCACAUUGCUACCGUCGGUAAAGCCAUGUCCUCGUCCGAGGAGGUUGCCUACCCUAUCUUGCGCAAGCACGAUGUGAAUUACGUUCUCAUUAUCUUCGGCGGUCUCAUCGGCUACUCCGGCGACGACUUGAACAAGUUCCUUUGGAUGGUGCGCAUCGCACAAGGGGUGUGGCCUGACGAGAUCCAAGAACCAAACUACUUCAGCAAUGGCGAAUACCGCGUCGACGACCGGGCUUCUCCCACGAUGAAGGAAAGCUUGAUGUACAAGAUGACCUACUACCGCUUUGCGCAGCUGUUCGGCGGAGGACAAGCUAUUGACCGCGUACGAGGACAGAAUAUGCCUCUUAAUGGACCAACCCUAGACUAUCUCGAGGAAGCAUUCACGUCGGAGAAUUGGAUAGUUCGCAUUUACGAAGUAAAGAAGGACGACGUCCUUGGUCGUGACCUCAAGGUUGCAAACGCAUUCGCAGAGGGCAAAAAACGCAAACGGUCGAAACCGAUUGCAAGGCGGAAAGCUAUCGCUGCCUGAGCGCCACGAAGAACGAGUGUAAGAAGUCACCGUUGGUGGGAUGGCCAAGCCUGCCUCUUCCAUUUACCUUAUAGAUUAUUGCUCUGUUUUCCCACCGAUGCACGUAGCUAUAUUCAAUACGGUCCUCAGGAUUCUGUAGAACUGACCCAGCUAGCUGGAGGCCUUGCAGUUACAGACCUGCACCUUCCUCUUGGCGCUAUCAGUAACGGUCUGGUGAUCAGACACGCCGAACUGCAUUUGCCAGCC
This is a messenger RNA of Pisolithus orientalis, 2688 nucleotides long. Its product is annotated as glycosyltransferase family 66 protein. Gene Ontology annotation, biological process: post-translational protein modification. The record is from RefSeq and is a predicted model, not a curated record. The coding region runs from base 142 to 2442 and encodes 766 amino acids. Gene Ontology annotation, cellular component: membrane. Lineage: Eukaryota; Fungi; Basidiomycota; Agaricomycetes; Boletales; Pisolithaceae. Gene Ontology annotation, molecular function: dolichyl-diphosphooligosaccharide-protein glycotransferase activity. The transcript has 13 exons.